Morus notabilis is the source of this 576-nucleotide messenger RNA. RefSeq names its product proline-rich receptor-like protein kinase PERK10. The transcript has a single exon. NCBI's taxonomy places the organism in Eukaryota, Viridiplantae, Streptophyta, Magnoliopsida, Rosales, Moraceae. Bases 1 to 576 code for a protein of 191 amino acids. Gene Ontology annotation, biological process: plant-type secondary cell wall biogenesis. The record is from RefSeq and is a predicted model, not a curated record.
AUGGCAUCUCAAAAUAACUUCAACUUCCCAUACUUUCCUUCACCCCCUUAUCACCCUUAUCAGCCACCACCACCUCCAGCAGCAAAGCCACCUAGUCAUCCAACCCCUCCACCACCGCCGCCACCCCGCCCUCCUGUCCGCCCUCCGCCUCGUCCUCCUGUACAGCCGCCGCCACUCCCGCCUCGUCCUCCAGUGCAGCCGCCGCCUCUCCCUCCCCGUCCUCCAUCACCAGACAAUCAUCCAACUGUUAUUGUCAUUGUGUUCAUAUCAGUAGGCGGCGUUUUCUUCCUCGCAUUCCUUGCAGCCGCUCUCUUUUGCUUCCUUAAGAAGAGGAAGAAGAGAACCGUACAAGAAACGGACAUCAUUCAUUUCAACGAGCAUAAGAAGAUAAAAGAGGCCAUUGUGGAGGGCCCUCAUGGAAUAGAGACUGUGGUCUUAUCAGUUGAGGAUGAUAUCCAUAUUGAUGAAGAAAAACAGAAGAAUGAAAAGGUUGGUGAAGGUUUACAUGCCAAGUCUGUGGAAGGGAAUAUUGCUUCUUCUGGUUCUCAUCAGCACCAUAUUGAACACAAGGCUUGA